This is a messenger RNA of Juglans microcarpa x Juglans regia, 2372 nucleotides long. RefSeq names its product formin-like protein 3. The coding region runs from base 327 to 2276 and encodes 649 amino acids. Lineage: Eukaryota; Viridiplantae; Streptophyta; Magnoliopsida; Fagales; Juglandaceae. The record is from RefSeq and is a predicted model, not a curated record. The transcript is spliced from 5 exons. Gene Ontology annotation, biological process: actin cytoskeleton organization; actin nucleation. Gene Ontology annotation, molecular function: actin filament binding.
UUCUGGAUUGCUUGAGAAGAAAAAAUCUUCGGCUUCACGUUCCUGGCAAAGUGGCUAGCUCAGAGAAAUGGAUCAUUAAUUGUGUUGAGGGGCCUCUGAGUUGGCCAAAUGCCCCAAGAAGAUAUCUGGUUAGUCAGUAUCAUCGACAGAUAGCAGCAAACCCUCCUCCAGCUCUAGCUCCUAUCCCAGCAUCAGCCUCACCUAGUAAUGAUCCAGCACCAUCUGAUCUAGUUCCUGCCAAUUAUUCAUCUCCGAGCACCAUAAAUUUUCCACCUGUUCACCAUGUUGUUCCAGAAAAAUCACCAAAAAAGCAUGAUGGCACUAAGAUGGAAAAAAUUGUUGUUGUCGCUGCCACUGCAACAGGAGUCCUUGCCUUCGUUGCACUGCUCCUCUUUUGCUGUCUUAAGGGUAGUAGGAAAAAAAUUGUUGGAAGAAAUGGACAAAGAGAUGAAAGACCUCUUCUCACGUUAAGCCUGAAUUAUUUUUCCUCUGGUUCUUCACAAAAGUCUGUUAGUUUAGGAAACUCAAGUCGUAAAGAUCUCAGUUUUGAUAGUGGAAAGAAUCCAUCUUUACUUAUCAAUAUGUCCAUAAAGCAUGGAAACAAUGAUUCCUCGCUGGCUGUGGCACCAGCAUCAGAAGGUGCAGAUCCAGUGCCAUUACCUCCUUUAAAACUCCCUCCUGGAAGAUCAGCUCCUUUACCUCCUGAUCCACCAAGUCCACCACCACCACCACCUCCUGUUACUCAGUCCCCACCACCUCCUAAAAUUGCUCGACCUCCACCUGCUCCACCACAACUAAUGCCUAGGAAAAAUCGAUCAUCAUGUCUUGGACCACUUCGUGAAAGACAAGAGGGAGAUGAUCUUGAUGGGGAGUCUGGAGCUCCGAAGGCCAAGUUAAAACCAUUCUUCUGGGACAAGGUUCUUGCCAACCCUGAUCAAUCAAUGGUCUGGCAUGAGAUCAGCUCUGGAUCAUUCCAGUUCAAUGAGGAGAUGAUAGAGUCGCUAUUUGGUUAUAACAAUAUGGACAAAAACAAAAUUGAGCGCAAGAAAGAGGCAGCAUCACUUGAGCCUUCAGUCCAGUAUAUUCAGAUCCUUGACUCUAAGAAAGCACAAAAUUUAUCGAUUCUUCUACGAGCACUGAAUGUGACAACAGAAGAAGUCCUUGAUGCUCUUCAAGAAGGUAAUGAGCUUCCUGUGGAGCUCCUUCAGACAUUGCUUAAGAUGGCACCAACAACAGAAGAAGAACUAAAGCUCAGGCUGUUCAGUGGUGAUCUUUCUCAUCUGGGCCCUGCAGAGCAGUUCCUGAAAGUUUUGGUUGACUUUCCCUUAGCAUUUAAACGACUAGAGUCACUUCUGUUUAUGAGUUCGGUUCAGGAGGAAAUCUCUAGUGUUAAAGAGUCCUUGGCAACUCUAGAGGUAGCUAGCAACAAACUAAGAAGCAGCAGGCUAUUCCUAAAACUCUUGGAAGCAGUUCUUAAAACUGGAAACCGCAUGAAUGAUGGCACUUUCAGAGGUGGCGCACACGCAUUUAAGCUUGAUACACUCUUGAAACUAUCAGAUGUAAAAGGAACUGAUGGCAAGACCACACUACUGCACUUUGUGGUUCAGGAGAUCAUCCGUUCUGAAGGCAUACGAGCUAUCCGUAUAGCCAGAGCAAACAAGAGUGUCUCCAGCACGAAAACUGACGAUUUUGCUGAGGAUCACACUGAAGAAUCAGCAGAGCAUUAUUGUAAGCUUGGUCUUCAGGUGGUUUCAGGCUUAAGCAGUGAACUCGAAGAUAUAAAAAAAGCAGCAUUCAUAGAUUCUGAUGGCCUAACAACUACAGUGUCAAAACUCCACCACUCAAUGAUAAAAACUAAAGAUUUCCUGAAUGCUGAGAUGAAGAGUCUGGAUGAAGACAGCAAAUUCCAUGGUGCACUGGGUAAUUUCGUGGAGUGUGUGGAAGCUGACAUUUCAAGGCUAGUGGAGGAAGAAAAGAGAAUCUUGGCUCUGGUGAAACAAACCGCAGAUUACUUCCAUGGGAAAGCAGGAAUGGAUGAAGGCUUGCGCUUAUUUGCAAUUGUACGUGAUUUCUUGAGAAUGAUAGACAAGGCAUGUAAAGAGGUUAGGGAUACUGGGAUGAAGAUGGUGAGGACUUCCAUGAAAGAGGCUCCAUCAGUGUCAUCUUCUUCAGAAACUCAUCAGCAGUCUUUAGAUGUACAUCAGCGGCUAUUUCCAGCAAUAGUGGAGCGGCGGAUGGACAACUCUAGUUCAGAUGAUGAGAGUCUCUCUUCUUAGCUUUCAUCUUUAAUAGGUGAACUAGAAUGUUUGAAUUGGAAGCAUAUAGUUUUCCUCUCCCCACAUUUUGAAUUGAAGUAAAAAAGCUUUCUGCUA